Messenger RNA from Ananas comosus (pineapple), 1897 nucleotides. RefSeq names its product probable bifunctional methylthioribulose-1-phosphate dehydratase/enolase-phosphatase E1. Gene Ontology annotation, molecular function: acireductone synthase activity; magnesium ion binding. NCBI's taxonomy places the organism in Eukaryota, Viridiplantae, Streptophyta, Magnoliopsida, Poales, Bromeliaceae. The transcript has 12 exons. The record is from RefSeq and is a predicted model, not a curated record. Bases 71 to 1633 code for a protein of 520 amino acids. Gene Ontology annotation, cellular component: cytoplasm.
CCCUCGGUGGGCUUCUAACCCCAAAACCCUACUUCCACUACUCCUCGCACCGAGCUCCUCGGCCCUGAUCAUGGCGUCGUCGUCCACGAGCGCGGCGGAGGUGGCGUCGGAGGCGUACAUGGGGGGCGCGGCGGUGGCGGAGGCGCGCGCGCUCGUGGCGGAGCUCUGCCGCCUCUUCUACACGCAGGGAUGGGUCACGGGCACGGGGGGCAGCAUCACGCUCAAGGUCCACGACCCCGCCGUGCCCAAGCCCCACCAACUCAUCGUCAUGUCCCCCUCCGGGGUUCAGAAGGAGCGGAUGGUGCCCGAGGACAUGUACUUGCUCUCUGGCGAUGGCGAGGUGCUCUCCCGGCCCGUGCCGAAGCCGUGGCCCCAUAAGCCCCCCAAGUGCACCGAUUGUGCCCCGCUCUUCAUGAAGGCUUAUCAGAUGCGAAAUGCUGGAGCUGUUAUUCAUAGCCACGGCAUGGAAUCUUGUCUUGUUACAAUGCUUCAUCCAGGCGCAAAGGAGUUCCGGAUAACUCAUAUGGAGAUGAUUAAAGGAAUACAAGGACAUGGUUAUCAUGACGAGCUGGUAGUUCCGAUAAUCGAGAAUACCCCUUAUGAGUAUGAGCUCACAGAUUCCCUUAGUGAAGCGAUUGCAGCAUAUCCAAAAGCAACUGCUGUACUUGUGCGAAACCAUGGUAUUUAUGUAUGGGGUGACACAUGGAUCAGUUGCAAGACUCAGGCUGAGUGCUAUCAUUAUCUUUUUGAUGCUGCCAUCAAGCUCUACCAAUUGGGCAUUGACUGGACGACUCCUAGUCAUGGUCCAAUCAAUGUUGAUAGACCAUUGCAGCACAAAGACCAUUUGAGUACUUCAGUGAGAGCAGCAGUCCAAAAUGGCAAUCUUGCUGCUGAAUCUUCAAAGAAAUGCAUUGUCCUUGACAUUGAAGGAACAACUACUCCAAUAUCAUUUGCCACCGACAUUCUUUUCCCCUAUGCUCGAGAUAAUGUUCGGGAACAUUUGAUUUCAACAUACGACAGCGAGGAAACUCAAGAUGAUAUUAAGCUAUUGCGCUUCCAAGUUGAGGAUGACCUAAAACAAGGGGUUGUUGGGGCUGUACCCCUUCCACCUAAUGGUGCUGGAAAAGAGGAAGUCAUUGAUUCCUUAGUUGCUAAUAUUCAAGCUAUGAUUAAAGCAGACAGAAAAGUUACAUCUCUUAAACAAUUGCAGGGCCAUAUUUGGAGAACUGGAUUUGAAAACAAAGAACUGCAAGGAAUUGUUUAUGAGGAUGUUCCUGAGGCUCUUAAGAGAUGGCAUGCCAAUGGCGUAAAGGUCUAUUUAUAUUCGAGCGGUAGUAGAGAGGCUCAGAGACUUCUGUUUGGAAACACAGCUUAUGGCGACUUGAGGAAGUACCUUUGUGGAUAUUUCGACACCACAACUGGGAACAAAAGAGAAGCACGGAGUUAUUUCGAAAUCUCACAGUCACUAGGGGUGGACAAGCCAUCUCAAAUAUUAUUUGUAACAGAUGUCUAUCAGGAAGCUGUGGCUGCAAAGGCUGCAGGUAUUGAUGUCAUAAUCUCGAUCCGCCCUGGAAAUGCACCUCUUCCCAAAGAUCAUGGUUUCGCGACCAUAACAUCUUUUGCGGAAAUCUGAGUUAGUGCAACCUGUACAAUUGCUCGGGCCCCAGGUCAAAUAAGUGCAAAUAAAAUUUGUUUAUCAUCACAAUAUGCAGUCAUGAGUCACGAAUCUACGAAAUAGUAAAUAUAUAUCUUAUGUACUAGUAAAAUGCAUCAAAACACUUUGGCUAUAUGGUAUUGUGUGCAUAUAUAUGUGGUGUUACACAUCUUGAAUAGUUAAACUCAGCUUUUGAGUACCCUGCAAUGGUUAUUUAAUGAGCGAAUUGCGCAUAUAAUUCUA